AUUCAAUGUUGAAAAGACAAUCAUUUGAUCACCAGAUCCAUCUUCAUUGCCACUGUUGAUCAAUUGAUGUUUGAUCUUGAAAGCAAAAAAAAAUCAAAACGACGUACAGACAAUAAAUACGAAAAUAAGCCAAACAUGCAAAAAAUGGUCUAUUCAUGUUCCAAGUGCCAUAAAGCCAUCACCGAACCGAUGGUAUCGAAAUGUGAUAAUCGCUAUUGGCAUUCAUCAUGUCUCACUUGUCAAAUGUGUGGCCAUACACCGUCGGUGGUUGGUGAACAAUCCAUGUAUAUGUUUCGUGGUUCAUUGAUUUGUAAAAAUGAUUAUAUGCGUAUUAAUUGCGUUUGUAAAACGUGUUCAAGACCACUCAGCCAAAGUGAUAUGGUGAUCAAAGCCAAUGGAUAUGGAUAUAUGCAUGAUAAAUGCGUUUUUUGUGGACGAUGUCAACAUCGUCUGGAAACCGGUGAUCGAUUCAUGCUCACCACCGAUCAGAUGAUCGUAUGCCAGAAAUGUAUUAUGCAACAACAUCCGCAAGGUCCGCCAGGUUCUGGUACGACCAGUGCUGGACCGAACGCUACACCACCGCAGCACUCAUUGCAUUCACAUCCACAUUCACAGAUGGUUAAUCCAACGCCUAUGGGCCCUAUGAUGCAACAACAUGGACCACAAGGGCCAUCAAUGCAUGGUCAUCAUUCAGGUUCAAUGAUAUCAAGUGGUGGUGGUGGUAAUCAUCACGGUCAUGGACCGCCGCCACCACAAUAUCCUCAUCACCAUUCUCAACAACAUCAACUAGGACAACCGCCUCAAAAUCAGCAUGGCAACCAUCAUUCGCACGGUCAAGGACCAUUAUCUGGACAGCAGCAAAAUUUUGGACCGCAACAACAUCAGCAACACCCUCACCCUCCACAUUCAUCACACUCAUCACAUUCACAUCCCCUGCAACCUCAUCAAUCAUCAAAUUUUAUGAUGGGAGGUGGACCACCCAAUGGAUAUCCACCACCGAAUCAAAAUAAUAAUAACGGAGCAAAUAACAUGAAUGGAAUGUAUGGCGGCCAUCAUCAUCCACAUCACCACCAUCAUCAUCAUCAUCAUCCUCAUAUGGGUCAUCAAACAGGGAUGCCGAAUUCUAAUGGGCCUCCUAAUGGCCCUCAACCACCUCAAUCAGCACCGAAUGGUAUUGGACCAGGAGUUAAUAAUGUCAACACAAGAGUAACGCCGCCAACAUCAACUACACCGAAUAAUUCGACUGGCAAUACGACGACCAACACAACUAAUACAACUAGUGGUGGUGGCGGUGGCCGCCGUGGCCGAAAAAGAAAUACACAGGUCAAAGAGGAAUUUUGAUUCCAUUUGAUUCGAAUGCAAAAAAACAAUCUUACAUAGCCAUAAUUUUAAUUUAGUGAGGAAUCACAAUUCAAAGAUUCGAAACAUUGCUCAAACGACAAAAAAAUGACGUUUUUUUUUAUUUCGCCAAACAAAUUUCGGCCAAAUUCUCAUUGAAAAAGAACUAAAGCAUCAAUUCUCCUCAUUUAUCAUCAUUGUGUAUUCAAUUUCACCGAA
Molecule: messenger RNA, 1557 nt
Organism: Dermatophagoides pteronyssinus (European house dust mite)
Lineage: Eukaryota; Metazoa; Arthropoda; Arachnida; Sarcoptiformes; Pyroglyphidae
Biological process (GO): positive regulation of transcription by RNA polymerase II
Cellular component (GO): nucleus
Molecular function (GO): transcription coactivator activity; DNA-binding transcription factor binding
Source: RefSeq, a predicted model, not a curated record